This is a messenger RNA of Bactrocera tryoni, 2184 nucleotides long. RefSeq lists its product as uncharacterized. NCBI's taxonomy places the organism in Eukaryota, Metazoa, Arthropoda, Insecta, Diptera, Tephritidae. The record is from RefSeq and is a predicted model, not a curated record. The coding region runs from base 71 to 1837 and encodes 588 amino acids. The transcript is spliced from 3 exons.
AAAAUUUUUGGUGAAAAAAUAAAAUAGUUCGUUUUUUGAAAAGCGCUUAAAAAUUAUAAAAAUUGCAAACAUGCGUAAUAUGGGACGGCUAUUUCAAUAUAAUCGCUUCGUUGGGAGUGAGGAAGCGGCGGUGGAUAACACAAAGGAUGCAGAAACAACAGGAGGCUGGAGAAAUAAUAAGCCACAACAGCAAUUUGGCGCAAAUUGUCCAGCGUACGCUGAAUUAUAUCCGGCUUACGCUUGCACCGCCAGCAUGGAAGUAGCAGCAACGCCUACAGCGGCAACCGCAGCGGCGGCGAUGGCGACAACAACAGCAACAGCGGCGGCAACAACGAUGACAAGUCGCAGCCUAGACUUGGCCUUGCGCAAAUAUCAACAAUGGAGCAGCAAGUUUCUGCCAACCACCAACAACAACAACAGCAGUAGCAACAACACAAUGGCUGUGUUGACAACAGAAAAACACACAACAAUAGCAACAAUGCCGGUUGCAACAAAUGCUGACUGUGUCACUCACUUGUCAACGUCUUCAUCAUCACAAAAAUCCAAUUCCUGCUCACACUCCUGCUCCUACAGCACCACCAACACUUCGGGCUACUACAGUCGGCUGACGCUGGUGGGCAACGCGUCCGACUUGCAGCAGCCGCAUGGUGAGCUGCAACAACAGCAUUGCUGGGGUGCUGCGGGCGGGGAUCGCGAGUUGCUCGUUAGUGCGGGCAAAAGACCAAAAGUGUACGAUUGCAUGAAGGACUUUUUGCGGCGGAAACUCUUUCAGCAACGACAUGGACAACAACAACAGCAACAUCAACAACGAGAACGAGAACAACAGCGAGCAGCGCAAAUGGCGGCAACACUUUGCAAAAGCGACACCGAGGAGGACGUCACCAGUGAUUAUGAUGAGGUCGACAUGUUGGAUUCCUCGUACAAUGCCGAUGAGGAGGACGCCAGUGAUUGCAGCAGUCAGUGCACUUGCCCAUUAGAGAGUGACGUCGAGGAAACUCCGCCACAACAACAAUACGCAUGCACUGAGCAACAACAAAAACACGGCUAUACACCACAAAAAUCGAUUAGUCCGCAAAAAUCGAUGCUCUCGUUGAACUGCUGGCAAAACAUCACACAGUACACAGAUUCCACCACCGAACCGGAAGAGGAUGAGGAUGUGCAGGGCGAAUGGGGCGUCGAGGACGCUGAUUAUCAACAUGUCGCCGAAGAUUCGGAUGCUGGCAUCUCCGAUUGCUGUCAGUUGAUAAGCGAAAAAUCGAGUCCGACGAAACAACGCAAACGACAGCUGAAACAACAACAAAAGUUACAACAAAAACCAAAGCAAAAGUUCCGCUACAACCGCAACUCGGACGAUGGCAGCGAGGAGGCCGAGUUGCUCGCCAGCAGUUGGUAUCAACCGCGCAUCACCACCAAAGCCGCGCUUGAGCGCCUACAACAGGCGCCGCCCGGCACCUUCCUGCUACGCCGCAAAUCACGCAGCUACGAACUGUGUCUGCGCGUCGAAACGAAGGUGAAGCAUUUCGUCGUCGUGUCGCUGGCGGACAACCAUUACAAGCUGAAAGGCGCCAAGAAGCAAUUUACAUCGUUAAAAGCAUUGGUCACGCAUCAUUCCGUUAUGGCGGAACAAUUACCGCUGACUCUGGCAUUGCCGCGCGAGUACGAGUGCAAAGGCAGCAAGGCGUACGGCGUCAGCGCCAAGUGGGCCGCCAGCGAGGCGUUCGAUGUUAGCAAGCGAACCUUGCGGUCCUUACGUUACGCUGAUGACUUCGAUACGUAUGAGUCGUUGCAAAUUUUGGGUUUAUUGCAAGAUUGGCAGUGCGAAACGAAUGAAUUCUAAGAGACGCACUUUGGAGCAGUCAAAUGGCGACGGCGUGACGGCAGGGCAGCUUGAGCUGUUUAGCGUUGUUAGUGGGCUGUUUGGUCGCAAGUAUUACGUGGUAUUGCGGAUAGGCGUGUGUAGUGUAAAUAGAAAUUUAAUCUUUUGUGUAAUAUAGUAUUCGAGGAGAGCUUGUGUUGGAUAUAAUACAGAGUUAAAGAGCAACGAAUUUUUUUAAGUAGACUUAAGCGUUCGUGUUAUUAAAUUUAUAAGUAGAAAUAGAAAUGUUAAUCAAUUUAAAAUUAAAUAUAAAGAUUGAGAUUAAACUUGUAUUAAAUAGUGGUUUACAGUUUUGAAGCGAAUGUGGU